Molecule: messenger RNA, 432 nt
Organism: Daldinia childiae
Lineage: Eukaryota; Fungi; Ascomycota; Sordariomycetes; Xylariales; Hypoxylaceae
Product: Mitosis protein dim1
Exons: 3
Coding region: 1-432 (143 amino acids)
Biological process (GO): mRNA splicing, via spliceosome
Cellular component (GO): U5 snRNP; U4/U6 x U5 tri-snRNP complex; spliceosomal complex
Source: RefSeq, a predicted model, not a curated record
AUGGGUUCAAUUGUUCUACCACAUUUGAACACUGGCUGGCAUGUCGACCAAGCUAUCCUCUCGGAAACUGAGCGCGUCGUCGCCAUUCGUUUCGGCCGCGAUCAUGACCCCGAAUGUAUGCGACAAGACGAGGUUCUAUAUCGCAUCGCAGAUAGAGUAAAGAACUUUUGCGUCAUCUAUGUCUGCGACAUCGACCAAGUACCCGAUUUUAACCAGAUGUAUGAAUUAUAUGACCCUUGCACCAUCAUGUUUUUCUACCGAAACAAGCACAUGCUAUGCGAUUACGGCACGGGAAAUAACAAUAAGCUCAACUUUGUCCUCGAAGACAAGCAAGAGCUAAUUGAUAUCAUCGAGACGGUCUAUAAGGGCGCCAAGAAAGGUCGCGGUCUGGUCGUCAGUCCAAAAGACUAUUCAACACGAUAUCGGUAUUAG